This is a messenger RNA of Cuscuta campestris, 1262 nucleotides long. Lineage: Eukaryota; Viridiplantae; Streptophyta; Magnoliopsida; Solanales; Convolvulaceae. The record is from the annotation of a GenBank genome assembly.
GGUCAAUGCCCUUCUAAAGGAAACAAAGGUAGCGUGCCUGAAGUGGGGAUGAAGUUUACAAGCAUUGGAGAAAUUCGAGAACACUAUCUGGCUUAUGCUCGAAGUGUAGGAUUUCCAAUGCGGACGAGGACAACUCGCAAAGCCAAAGAUGGAACUCCUAGAAGUGUUACAUUUGUGUGCAGUCGACAAGGAAAAAAAAAAGAGCAAAACACAAGAUGUGUUCCACCCGAGGCCGACAAUGCAAUUGGGAUGUGAAGCAAGAGUAACUGCGUCAUGUGAUGGUGAUGGAAUAUGGAAGAUCUCCGUUGUGCAGUUAUUGCAUAACCAUGACUUGAGUCCUACUAAAUCUAGAAUAUAUCGUUGUAAUCGUAGUGUGCCUGCUAGUGUUAAAAAGCAGCUUGAGGUUAAUGACAAGGCAGGAAUUCCCUUGCACAAGAGUUUUCAAGCGGCUGUUGUGGAAGCGGGUGGAUAUGAAGAACUUGGCUUUAUAGAGAAGGAUUGUCGAAAUUACAUUGAAGAGUUUAGACGAUUAAGACUUGGCCUCGGAGAUGCAGAGGCAAUACAAGGAUAUUUUAACAAGAUGCAAGCAAAGAAUGAUGGGUUUUUCUUUAGCAUGGAUGUGGACGAAGAAUCAAGGCUUAGAAAUGUGUUUUGGGUGGACAAUAGGUGUCGUCAGUGUUACAAAUCCUUUGGUGAUGUUGUGACAUUCGACACUACAUACUUGACUAACAAGUAUGAAUUGCGGUUUGCUCCUUUCGUAGGUGUAAACCAUCAUGUUCGGCUUAAUUCCCGGACAUACAACAAGCACUACACUUGUGUUAGACCCAUUAAUCGGCACACGCAAAGGAGCUCCAAGAAAGAGUCGUCUCAAGUCCAACAGGGAAAAGUAUGGUCAAAAGAAAACAAGAAAAAGGACUACAGAGAAAAACCCAAAACCGAAAGAAGGUAGAAAAAAUGAUAGCCUACCUAAGAAGAGGAAGAAAAUGGAUGCGCCUGAGAUCUUGGGAUCACAAAGGCAGCAUGCUUGGCCCGUGCAAGACGAAGAUGGUGUUUACGACCUCACCUUGGGAGGUCUGGAUCUUGGCCUUUCACUACAUUGACUUUUAACAGCUAUUUUUCUGCAUCAGAUCUAGGUACCGAAGCUCUGAUUUUUUGGAAUGAGCAUGGGAACUCUAAAUCACAUACCUUUUUGCUUUUUGUGUAAAGUAUGUAAAGUAUCAUGAUAUAGAAAUUAAUUUAACCAAUAAAGCUUACUUACAUCA